Messenger RNA from Leptosia nina, 1896 nucleotides. The record is from the annotation of a GenBank genome assembly. NCBI's taxonomy places the organism in Eukaryota, Metazoa, Arthropoda, Insecta, Lepidoptera, Pieridae.
AUGUCGACACCGGCCGAGUUAAGUUUUGACGAAAUACUAAAAUAUAUGUUGGCGCACAAUGGCAAGGUUACAAAUUAUGAGUUGGUUAAACAUUUUAAAGUUUUUCUCAUGAACCCUAAUAUGCGUGAUGAAGCCAGAAACACUUUUAAGAAACAUGUGAACUCCUUAGCUGUUAUUAAAACUCAGAACAAUGAGAAAUGGUUGAUAUUAAAAAAGAAAUAUUUACCAAGCAAUCAAAGCAUUGAUGGUAUUAAUGAGAUUAAAAAUGAUGAGUCAAUGUCUGUGGCGACUGAUGAACCCGAUGAACAGCCUCCAAGCAGACCACCUCUGCCAUUGUUAAACCAAGAUUUUAACCUACUUGGCUCUAUUUUGCCAUCCCAAGACCCUGUUCUACCCCCGCCCAUUGAACACUCAAGUGAAGCUUCAAAAGAAAUAGUGCAAGACAAUUUAAUUGAAGACAUUCCACCAAAGGUCCAUCCAAGAAGAAAAUCUGAGAAAGCAACUGCAGAAAAGACUACAAGUGCUUCAGACUUAUCCCUGAGAAUGUCAAUUCCUAAUGAGACAACAGACCCCGAGUCAUCCACACUGACUUCUUCUCGUAGUGAAAGCACCCUCAUAGAUAGUGAACAAAAGAUAUCAGUUAAGGAGAGGAAACAAAUGUUUAACAGAAUGGCUUCAGAGAGUGAUGUGUUGAAAUCUAACAAAUCAGGCAAUAGUACAUCGACUAUAGAUUACGAGGGAAGAGCUUCGCCGGAUCACAAAGAGACAGAGCCUCUCGACCCAAAGCAGAAACAGUGGAUUCUUUGCGCCGCGCGCGGUGACUACCACGUGUUGGCGAAGAUGUGCAAAGAAAACUCUAAGCUGGUUAAGACAAAGGAUCCCUUCACGCUAGACAGCACAAGGGCACUUGGCUACAUCUGCCGAAAACGCCACCGCACCAUAGCCAGUUUCGCUCGAAAUACGAGCUCAGUAGAAAAUCGCACCGGGCGGCGUAUACUGCAAAUUAACAAGCUUUCCCCCGUUCAAUAUUUUACCGACGUCGAAUCCGGGAACGCCCGUCCCUACAUCCCCACUGAAUCAGCGGUGAGCACGCCUACAUCUUGUAUCAACGCCGAUUGCUACGAGACCUUAGAUAAAACGGCAAUGCACUGGGCCUGCAAGCGUGGAGACGAAAACUUAGUAAAGCUGUUAGCUGGAAUACAACGGCACAUUGUCAACGAGCGCUCUGGCUACACGCCUUUGCACAUUGCGAUGCAGUUUCGUCGUGAAAACGUUUAUCGACUACUAGUGGAAGUAUAUGAUGCCGAUCCUAAUGUUAGAGACUGGUCUGGAAAGAAACCUAGGCAAUAUUUAGUUCAUAUGGAUACCUCUCUAUCUCCUGGUUCAUACCGAAAACCGCCACAAAAUAACUUACGCCGUACGGUUACUGCUCCCCCCAAUAUUAACCAGGUUCCUAUAGUUACUCUAAGGCGCUCAGAGUCCCUCAUGCCGUCAAAGAAAGAGGGAUUCCUUCGCAUCGGUUCGCUAAAUGUUCGAGUCAAGAAGACGACAGAGGCGUUCAGUAACUUCCUCGGCGUUGGUGCGACUAGGUCAUCUGCGUAUGUGCCAAAGUCGGCGCGAGAGAGAGAACUAGAUCGGCGAUCGGAUGAUAGCGAUCAAUUGAAGUCGUGGGGAUCAGCAGACAAUAUACAGAAAGAUGACAAAAUGCUACCUCCCAUGAACAACAAAGUUCGGAAACGGGCUGCAAACGGUAGAAGAGGUGUGGCUUCCCACAGCCGCAGUACACCAUCUACACCAGACCAGCCUCGCGCUCAAAUUGGUGCUGGCGGCAAUGGAGACUCUGACUCCGACUCUGCUGCUGGUUUUCAUGCUGCGUGGAGGCAGCUACAAAGCUAG